AUGGGUCUUACACUCCGACGUAUUGUUGUACUUUGCGUUACCACGACGUUCGUGUUCCUUGCGUUUCAGCAGCUGCGGCCUCGCUAUGAGUUCCCUUCGCCGACCUUCACAUCGUCUCAGUUGAUUGAGAAUCCUGUCAAGUGGAAAGACAUUCCGCUGCGACAUCCUGUCUCCUCAAUAGCCCCACUACCCACCGGCGAACCCGUCGCUAUACCGAAGAUACAACACGCGUUCGGAGUCGAGACGAGCCACAAUAAGGAGCAGAGACUGCAGCGGCAGGCUGCAGUAAAGGAAGCAUUCUUGCAUACAUGGAAUGGAUACAAGAAAUAUGCAUGGCUCCAGGACGAGGUUACGCCAGUAACAGGAGGGUUUAAAAAUGGCUUUGGGCAACGCGGCGCAACGCUGGUCGACACGUUGGACACCUUGGUUAUAAUGGGACUUGAAGAGGAAUUCGACGAGGCUGUGAAAGCAGUCAAGAAAAUCGAUUUCACGACCUCAGGCUUGCAGCGCCUGAACGUCUUCGAAACGACCAUAAGGUUUCUUGGAGGAUUGUUGAGCGCGCAUGACCUGAGUAACGGCAAGCAUCAUUCCCUUCUGGUGCAUGCUACAGAGCUCGGAGAUAUGCUGUACACAGCUUUCGACACUUCGAACAGAAUGCCCAUCUCUCGCUGGGAUUGGGAGGGAGGCGCAACCAACAAAUUCCAGCAAGCCGACGGCCAAUCCCUCAGCGCCGAACUAGGCUCCCUCAGCCUCGAAUUCACAAGACUAUCCCAGCUCACCGACGAGCCCAAAUACUACGAUGCGAUCCGCAGAAUCACAGACAUACUAGAAGUGCACCAGAACCGCACAAACCUCCCAGGCCUCUUCCCCGUUCUCAUCAACCCCCUCGACGAGAAAUUCGACGGCGACACAUUUACUUUCGGCGGCAUGAGUGAUUCCCUAUACGAGUAUUUUCCCAAGCAGUAUCUCCUGCUAGGUGGACUGAACGAUCAGUACCGACGCCUCUACGAAGGCGCUAUGAAGCCCGCCAAAGAGCAUUUAUUCUUCCGCCCGUUGAUACCGCAGAAUCAGAACAUCCUGAUCUCCGGCACUGUGCGCACGAGCACGCUGGGUACCGUCAAGUUGGACCCCGAAGGCCAGCACCUAACCUGCUUCGCUGGCGGCAUGGUAGCUCUCGGCGCGAAGAUAUUCAAUCGCACGGAAGAUAUGGAUGUUGCGCGGAAACUCGUCGAUGGGUGUAUUUGGGCAUAUGAUUCGAUGCCUACUGGCGUCAUGCCCGAGACGUUCAAGACGAUUCCGUGCAAGGGCGAGGAAGAUUGCAAAUGGAGCACUGACCGUUGGCACGAGGUGUUGAAGAAGAGUUCGUCGAUUGAGUACGUUGAAGGAUCGGAUGUGAGGGAACUGAUUGAGUCGGCGGGAUUGCAGCCGGGGUUUACGAGCAUUGAGGAUCCACGCUUUUUGUUGAGACCCGAGGCUAUCGAAUCAGUCUUCAUCCUCUACCGCAUCACAGGCGAUCCCACGCUUCAAGACGCAGCGUGGCGCAUGUUUGAAGCCGUCAACAACGCGACGUAUGCCGAGUACGCGCACUCGGCCAUCGCGGACGUCACGAUACCGGAAGGCAAGACGACGGAGAAGCUGGACGAGUGCGAAAGUCUCUGGAUGGCGGAGACGUUGAAGUACUUUUAUCUCAUCUUCAGUGAGCCGAGAUUGGUCAGUUUGGAUGACUAUGUUUUGUGA
Parastagonospora nodorum SN15 is the source of this 1737-nucleotide messenger RNA. RefSeq lists its product as hypothetical. Lineage: Eukaryota; Fungi; Ascomycota; Dothideomycetes; Pleosporales; Phaeosphaeriaceae. The transcript has 2 exons. Gene Ontology annotation, molecular function: mannosyl-oligosaccharide 1,2-alpha-mannosidase activity; calcium ion binding. The record is from RefSeq and is a predicted model, not a curated record. Bases 1 to 1737 code for a protein of 578 amino acids. Gene Ontology annotation, biological process: N-glycan processing; carbohydrate metabolic process. Gene Ontology annotation, cellular component: Golgi membrane; endoplasmic reticulum.